GGAUCCGUACACUCUGCCGCAGGCAGCGUACGUACCAGUCAGAGUCCGAUCGCUCUCCGUCAGCAGCAUCUCCAAUCGCAGAUCACUAGUCCUCCGCAGCAACCAAAGCUCGGGAGUUUCGCUUUCCCCUCCUAUGGACCAGAAGGGAUGCAAGCACCUCCUAUGCCGGGUAGUGUAGAACGCCGCCCGAUGUAUAGAAGCAACUCAAGCGAGGAAGCAGUAUCGAAUGCCGGCAAACGCAGGAUGUCUGCUCCUGCGGACGUCGACCCCACUCAGAUGUUCCUCGGCGUUGGCAGCGGGAACAAGAGAAGCCGGAAGAACUCGGAUGGUACUGAGGAAGUAUGGAGCGCUGAUGUUGAAGAAGCGUUUCAUCAGGCUAUCAAAGUUGUUCCAAAGCUGGGAAGACGCAAGAUGCAGAUCAAUGGCAAGCUGUGUGGCAGGAACGAGCUCAUUGCGGAACAUAUUUAUAAACUCACUGGGAAGCGUCGUACGAGGAAACAAAUCUCGAGCCAUAUCCAAGUGCUCAAGAAUACCCAUAAGAACGAUCAUGAGUUGAUGAAAGCACUUGUGGACCCGGUGUUCGAGGAAGAUGGCAAGGCAGAUCAGAAAGCUACUAUGCCAGCCGUGCGCUCGCAUCGUCUUUCUAACGUUUCUAUCACGUCUGAUAUACUGAUGGAUCCGGGUUUGUCUCCCCAGUCUGGCUCUCCCACAGACUCUUCCUCCAUGAUGCCCAUCACGCCCUCGUACAUGUCUUCCGCACGUGGCUCGUUCGAGAGCAGCGCUUCCUCUCGCCCGAGCGCCUACCCUGGGUUUGCGACCAGCCAUCUGGGAAGCCCGACCGUCGUGUCUGGCUUUUCCAUAUGGGCAUCUGGGCCUAUACAGACCAUCCCCGCCCACUACUAUGCGAAAGCAACGUUCCCGAUUCCAUCUCCACACGCGAUGCUCGAUGUCGUCUUCUUCGAGGACCUUCCGAUGGCAGAUAUCCGUUAUGCUCAAGUCAAGUACAUGUACGAUACCCUCCCGUGUCAGUUCCUGCACAUCGAGAGUCAACUUGUGCUUCCGCCUUUGCACGAGUCAUCCGCCAUCCUCGAGGGGGCACAGAGCAUGUGCGCCUCGCUCUUCCUCAGCUCUGUCCAGGAGCUGGACCUCCGAUGCGUGACGACCGUGUACUGGCUCGGAGAGGCAAAGAGCACGACGGACGUUCCUGUCGACCUUAUCGAGACUCGUGCGAACGACGAACAUCCCUACCAAUACACGGCGCCGUUUAUGCCUCAGUUCUGGUCUUACCUUCUUGAAGGCUCGCGCUCCAAUGACCAUAUCAGCGGUGUACCUUCGGACAAGCAGGACGACCGAGAAGAGAUCUUCGAGACCGUGCGCGGGAUGAGCGUCGUGCAGAAAUUCGUGGUCGCAAGCCCUUAUUCUGCGCAUGCUGCCGGCCAGCACGCACAUCAGCAAAUAGACGACACUCAUGUGGCGCUCGUGGUCACUUGGGACUUCGAAUGCGUCCAGGGCCGCCACCCCGGAGGUGCUAAGAUUUCGAAGCUCAUGACCCGGCGCAUGGGCAACCCUUCUCCAGCACAUCAUCAUAUGGCCAUCCCGGCAUCCCAUUCUAGCGCAUUGCCGCACACGAUGCCGCAGCCAUUUGGCCAGCUACCACCUCCGCCAAUGGGGCCGGGAUCUGCGCCUCGCUCUGCUGGACGGCGGCAUAAGCCAGGGCUGAGCGUCAGCAUCCCUCCCUUACGUGGUCAACCCAACAUCCCCGCACCGAUGCUUUCUGUGACCCAUGCGUCGGACAUGACUUCUGCCGGGUUCAACAUGCCCUCUUCCCAUCCUCCGAUCACCCCUCUCGAUCAGGUCAUGCACACUCCACUCCAGCCACCAGAGAUCCCGCGCACCAUACAGCCCACUCGACGUGGUCUCCAGCUUUACGCGCCUACCCCGACUGAAUGCGUCCAUCCAAGUUUGCCCGAGUACGCCGAGUGGAGCGCUGCUCAGCGCCGACCUGAGUCUACCCAUCGUACGAGCGGCGAAGGGAUGCUUGUGCCUCCUGGGGCGGAGGAUCUGAAUCGACCAAGGAUUCGCACUGGCAUGAGUCCCCUUAACACUAUGACGCGUACUGCGAUGGGCAUGCCUACUCCCACUCUUAGCGGGUUUACUUCUCCCGGGUCGGGCAGCGCUCAUCCUAUGGAAGGAUUGAUGGCGCCCUGGUCUGCUCGUCGUAGCAACAGCAUGCUCACCCCUCACGCUCCCCCCGUCAUGCAACGCCCGGAAUACUUCCCUCGUCUGGAGGUCUCGCAAGAGCGAACACCAAGCAACUGAGUGUAACUGCGUGUAACCCCACCGACCCCACACUGUAUCAAAGCCAACCAAGUCCUUUGUAUCACAAGGAUGUACACAUAUGCUACUCUACGCCAUCAGUGCACCCUUACUGCCGUCGAACGGCAGCCAGAGUUGUGCUUAUACCUGUCUUCUACGCUGCCUUCUGGCCUUUGAGCCCUUGGGUCAUAUGGCAGCACUGUCACCCGACCAUACAUGUAUCAACAAAAUAACGUUGGU
Messenger RNA from Dacryopinax primogenitus, 2556 nucleotides. Its product is annotated as TEA-domain-containing protein. Lineage: Eukaryota; Fungi; Basidiomycota; Dacrymycetes; Dacrymycetales; Dacrymycetaceae. The transcript has 3 exons. Gene Ontology annotation, molecular function: RNA polymerase II cis-regulatory region sequence-specific DNA binding; DNA-binding transcription factor activity, RNA polymerase II-specific. Gene Ontology annotation, biological process: regulation of transcription by RNA polymerase II. The coding region runs from base 148 to 2319 and encodes 723 amino acids. The record is from RefSeq and is a predicted model, not a curated record. Gene Ontology annotation, cellular component: transcription regulator complex.